AUGGGAUUGUUCUACAGCAAAAGCGAGGCAGAACCCUCGCCAUGCAACUUGCUUACUGUAAAAAUCAUACAGAUGAAAAAUGCCAGGAAAGCAGACUUGUUAACUCAGUCUGAUUGCUAUGUGAGCCUGAGCCUGCCAACAGCUUCAGUGCAGCAUUUCCGCACCAAGACAGUUCAGAACAGCAAGAACCCAACAUGGAAUGAAACAUUCCACUUCACUAUUCAGAGUCAGGUUAAGAACAUUCUGGAGCUAAAAGUUUGUGAUGAGGACAGUGUAACUCAGGAUGACCAUCUCCUCACUGUAUUCUUUGAUGUCUCCAAAAUCCAGCUUGGGGAAAACAUUCAGCUAAGUUUCCAGCUGAAUCCACAGGGAAAAGAGGAGCUGGAGGUUGAAUUCACAAUGGAGAGCAGUCCAGAUCCUCCUGAAAACAUUGUUACUAAUGGAGUUUUAGUGUCCCGUGAAGUUUCCUGUUUGGACGUGCAGGUUAACGGUGGGAGGAUAAGGAAGGACACUAUGGAGAGGAAAUUUGCGCUAACUGUGGAUGGGUCAUAUGAAGGAACCCAGACCCACACACUGAGCUCCUGUCUCUGCCCGACCUCCCCGGCCAGGUUCCACUACAUCAAGUACCAUCAGUCGGCGCUCACCGUGGCUCUACCGCGGCGGAGGCAUCUCAGCAGGUCUACAUCAAGUCAAAAUGAAAGGGAUAUGAAUGAGUCUGUGACUCUGCCUCUGAACUCGCUUCCUAUACAAGAGAAAAUAACAAUAGCAGAGGACAGGACAAUUGACUUGUACACAAAGGCAAGUGAAUGGACUCAGGGUCUGUGUUUCAGGCCAAGAAACCUAGAUGCCCGACUGGGGUUCGACCUCUGCACUGAUGAACAGAAUUUCCUGCAAAACCGAAAGAAGGUGGUUGCUGCUGCACUAAAGGAUGUUCUUCAUCUGGAGGAAGAUCUGCAAGAGCAUGAGGUGCCUAUAGUGGCUGUGACCACAGCAGGAUGUGGGAUAAGAGCACUCACUGGCAUGUAUGGCAGCAUUUUGGGCCUUCAAAAGUUGCGUGUUCUGGAUUGUGUUUCAUACAUCAGUGGCUCAUCUGGCACAACAUGGACAAUGACAAAGUUAUAUGAAGAUGCCGAUUGGUCACGUAAGGAUCUUGGAGAAGUAAUAAUUGAAGCACGGAAGCAAGCAGCCAAGUGCAAGAUGGGGGCUUUUUGCUUGAAAAGUCUAAGGAAUUAUUACAGAGAGCUGAGCCAAAGGACCCAAGCAGGACAUAAAACCUCUUUCAUUGAUCUGUGGGGGCUCAUGAUUGAAUCCAUGUUGAAUGAUGGGAAAAGCCACCACAGACUUUCUGAUCAACGUCAGGCAGUGAAUCAAGGACAGAACCCUCUGCCCAUCUACCUUGCUCUGAACGUCAAGGACAAAGUUUCCACCAAAGAUUUUAGAGAGUGGGUGGAGUUCACACCAUACGAGGUGGGCUUCCUGAAGUAUGGCGCCUUCAUUCGUGCAGAGGAUUUUGGCAGUGAGUUCUUCAUGGGCCGCCUGAUGAAGAAGCUCCCUGAGUCCCGAAUCUGUUUCAUGCAAGGAAUGUGGAGCAGUAUAUUCUCAAAAAACCUCUUGGAUGCCUGGCAUGCAGCUGACAAUUCAGAGGACUUCUGGCACAGGUGGACCCAAGACAAAGUGACCGAAAUUGAGGAACAACCAGACUUGCCCGAGAAGCCCUAUGAGAUGGCCACGUGCGUUUUCACUCCUACAAGCGGCCUCUCCACAACUCUCCGGGAUAUCCUGACGGAUCGCCCUGCUGUCUCCAAGUACCACAACUUCCUAAGGGGCCUGCAGAUGCACAAUGAGUAUAUCCAGCAUGAACAUUUCACAAAAUGGAAAGACACUUUGCUAGACACCUCUCCUAAUGACCUGAGAGGCAACUCAGAACACCUGGAGCUGGUGGAUGCAGCUUUCUUCUUCGAAACCAGUUACCCACCCCUUAUGAGACCAGAGCGGAAAGUGGAUGUCAUCAUACACUUAAAUUACACAGGUGGAUCACAGACUUUGCCCCUGGAGCAAGCUUGCGCAUACUUUGCAGAGCAGGGAAUUCCGUUUCCCUGCAUUGGACUGAAGGAUGAUGAGAAGAACCUGAAGGAGUGUUACAUGUUUGAUGGUGCAGACACCCCUGGAGCUCCUCUGCUGCUUUAUUUUCCAUUAGUGAAUGAUACCUUUCAAAGAUAUGUAACACCUGGCAUGGCACGUACUGCUGCUGAAAUGGAACAGGGCAAGGUUGAUAUCUCCAGUUUCUCCUCUCCAUACUCAACCAGAGAGGUCUCACUGAAAGCGGAAGAUUUCAACAAGCUCCUGAAACUGACUAAUUACAACAUCAUGAAUAAUGAGAACAUGAUUCUUCAGGCCUUGCGCAUGGCUGUGGCACGGAAGAAACAAGCCCUUAGCCAGACAGUAUCACAAGAACAACCCUCUACUAGUGAUGAAUGCCCGUGCAGUUCAUUCUUCGUGAAAAUCGUAAGAAUGAAAAAUCUGAGAAAAACAGAUCUACUUAGUCAGACUGAUUGCUACAUAAGCCUGACCUUGCCCACUGCUUCCCCUGAGACUGUCCGGACCAAAACUAUCAAGAACUGCAAAGAUCCGGUGUGGAAUGAAACAUUUUGUUUCAGGAUCCAGAGCCAAGUAAAAAAUAUUCUUGAGAUGAAAGUCUAUGAUGAAAAUGCAGUCACUAAAGAUGACCUCCUCUUCACUGUUCUCUUUGAUAUUGCUAAAAUCCAGCUUGGAGAAACUGUUCGCUUGACUUUUCAGCUAAAUCCAAAGACACAAGAGACGCUGGAGGUUGAGUUUGUAUCGGAGAGCAUUCCAGUCCUUCCUGAAAAGCUUGUCACUAACGGUGUAUUAGUGUCGCGUGAAAUUUCCUGCUUGGAAGUCCUGGUGGACAAUAGAUGGACAAAGAAAGAACCUUCAGAAAAAGACUUCUUGUUCUCAGUGAAGGGAUCCUAUGAAGAGAGCCAGACACUCUCUCUGGGCUCUUUCUGGCAACCCGUGAAGCCCCUGAACUUUCAUUACAUCAAGUACAGCCUGUCCGAGCUGCGCAUGGCUCUUGCAGAGAAGAAGCCUCAUUUCUACUCGGUUUCAGGUGAAGAGAAAAAAGACUACCAUGCAUCCCUCACUAUUCCUCUGGAUUCACUUCCAUUCAAUGAGAAAGUGGCAGUAGCAAAGGAUGAGACAAUCAAUUUACAUGUAAAAUCAAAUGACUGGAACUCUGGACUUUGUUUGAGGUCACGAAACUUAGAUGUCCGCUUGGAGUUUGAUCUGUGUAAGGAGGAGAAAAAUUUCCUGCAGAAAAGGAAGAAGUUUGUGGCUUCUGCUCUGAAAAAAGCACUUCAUUUAGAGCAAGACCUUCAAGAUCAUGAGAUACCUGUUGUAGCAGUUAUGACAACAGGAGGUGGCACCCGGGCACUGACAUCUCUGCUAGGCAACCUGCUGGGUCUUCAAAAGCUGGGUCUCUUGGAUGCUAUUUCAUACAUCACUGGGUCAUCUGGUUCAACAUGGACUUUGUCACAUUUGUAUCAGAACCCUGAGUGGUCACAUAAGGAUCUAUCCAGACCGAUUGGUGAAGUCCGCAGACAUAUGACCAAAUGCAAGCUAAGCUGCUUUUCCCUGGAAAGCUUGAAAUACUAUGCCAAGGAGCUAAAGCUGCGGAAGCAAGAGGGUUACCAGAUCUCUAGCGUUGAUUUCUGGGGGCUUCUGCUGGAAAAAGCAUUAAGUGAUGGGAAAAAUAACCACAAACUCUCAGAUGAGCAACAGGCAUUGAAUCAGGGUCAAAAUCCCCUACCUAUCUACAUGAUCCUCAACAUCAAAGAAGACUACAGCCUUUCAGAGUUCAAAGAAUGGGUGGAGUUCACCCCUUAUGAGGUUGGAUUCUUAAAAUAUGGUGCCUUCAUCCGUGCAGAGGAUUUUGGCAGUGAGUUCUUCAUGGGUCGCCUUAUGAAGAAGCUCCCAGAAUCACGGAUCUGUUUCAUGAAAGGCCUAUGGAGCAAUGUCUUUUCCUACAAUCUCUUGGAUGCCUGGCAUUCAUCAAAUCCUACAGAAAGGCGCUCACUGAGAUGUACCCAACACAGGGCUGUUGAUGUUGAAGAUGAGCCCUCUUCACCAGAUGGGAGCCAUGAGUUGGAGACUUACUUAGUGACCCCUGAAUGUGGUAUCAUGGGCAUUAUUCGGCGGCUGCUGACAGAGCGGGUGAUUUUUUCGAAGUUCUACAACUUCCUGAAAGGGUUUCAACUACACAAUGCAUAUCUUCAAAGCAAAAACUUCUGUAUGUGGAAAGAUACUGUACUAGAACAUUUCCCCAGCCAGCUGACACAAACAGCAGAGUUCAUGUGCCUGGCAGACACAGCAGGAUACAUCGAUAUUAGCUAUCCACCACUCAUGAGGCCGGAGAGGAAAGUGGAUGUUGUCCUGCACUUAAACUAUUCUUCUGGAUCACAGACACUGCCUUUGGAAGAAGCCUCCAAGUACUUCCAAAAACAGGGAAUCCCAUUUCCCAAAAUCCACAUGAGUGAAGAAGAAAAGAAAAAUCUAAAGGAGUGCUACAUCUUUGAAGACACAGAGACCCCAGAGGCACCGACAGUGGUGUUUUUCCCACUGGUGAAUGACUCCUUCAGAAAAUACAAAGAACCAGGUGUGGAGCGCAGCCCUGCUGAGAUGGAGCAGGGCAACGUGGAUGUUUCCACCAUUUUUUCCCCGUACUGCUUAAACAGCUUUACCUACAAAGGGGAGGAUUUUGACAAGCUGAUAGAACUGACCAGCUACAACAUUCAGAACAACCAACACCUGAUCCUUCAGGCUUUGAAUUCAGCCAUAGAGCAGAAACGACAGCGCAAAAAAUAA
Myiozetetes cayanensis is the source of this 4881-nucleotide messenger RNA. RefSeq lists its product as uncharacterized. Gene Ontology annotation, molecular function: calcium-dependent phospholipid binding; calcium ion binding. Gene Ontology annotation, cellular component: cytosol. Lineage: Eukaryota; Metazoa; Chordata; Aves; Passeriformes; Tyrannidae. The record is from RefSeq and is a predicted model, not a curated record. Gene Ontology annotation, biological process: glycerophospholipid catabolic process.